AUGUGGGAGGAAAGGAGGGAGGGAGGAACAGAUAGAGUGAGUAAGUCCGUCCACCUAAUUACCGAGCAGCUCCGUGGACUCUUCUUCUACCGUGAUGAUGCUGAUGACCACGGUGUGAUGUCAGCAGGAGGGCUCUGCUUCUUUUAAAAAGGUUUUCGAGGCUCCGCAGCAGAGCACAGAGGGUUCAGAGACUCUCAGACCAACCAGAGGAGCUUCUUCUCUUUGGGAGGAAACAAGACUUCAGAUUAAAGCAGACGCAGGAUUUAGAUUUUUGACUCUCCAGUGGAUUCUUAACACUCGGAGGAAGCACGGACUCAGAUUCAGGUGAGUACAUCCUGCAGAGAUUUGUGUGUGCAAACAUUAAAGAGGGGCGAGUUAUAAAACUUCCUUCAGCUUUAAAGACUUAUUUUAACUGUGAACUAAACUUUUUAAAACUUUUACAAUUUUUCUCCUUAACUUUUCUUUUGCUCCAACUCCAAAACUCACUUUUCUCUGUAGAUCUUGGGUUUUCCUUUGCAUUGUCACAGCGCUUUUUUUUUCUUUAUCCAUCAGAUAUUAACACUAAAUGCCAAAAAAGAAAAGUUUUUGAACCCUUGGAGCUGUCUCAAUAACUAAACAUGCAUUUUAGGUAUACUGCUAAGCCGGGCUGCAAAGGUUUUGAUAUCCUCAGAACAUGUUGAACAGUUUUACACUAAGAAAACCAAAAUAUCUUAUUAUAAGUGUGAUUAUCUUAUAUCUUCGUAGGUUUAAUUAAAGCAACUUUCACCUGUGAGGUCAAAAUUCAGACUCUGAUUGUUGAAUUCUGAGAAAAACGUUUAACCAGCAAGUAAACAGAAAUUUGCUUCUGCUAGCAUAAUUCAGAACAGCUUAUCUUUAAAACUCAGAGUUGGCAGGAUGUUGUCUUUUCUCUGGGAUUUAUAGGUUUUUGUUUUAGCUUGAUUUUUCUUCUCCCUUAAAUCAAAGUCUAGCCAAACUGUGGUUUUUCACUUUUCAGCAUGUCCUCGCUAACAAAUCAAACACUCAGCGGGUGGCUAAGUGUUGUGAUUCGCUGGAAAACUUGUGUAAAAAGUCGUCUCUAAAUAUUUUCUGAGCCUCUCUUUAACACUUAAUCAACUCCUGAACCUGAAGCCUGUUCAGAAAGUCAAUACAGCUUAAAACCACUUUCUGUCUCUCUAUAUUUUCUAAUCCGCUCUGCUGGCAGGGUCGCGUUAACCAUAAUCAGAUGUAAUUGAGCGCGGGGACUUGAUUGCCUUAGCGGGAUCCAAGAGUGACAAACCAGCAGAUUAUAUACAACCAUCUGGUGACAUCUGCAAAAGUCACCCAGAGAGGCUCAGUCAGAGGCAGACUGGAGGCGCCUUUUACUUUUCUCUCAAUAUACAGUGAAGUGCGAAACUUCAAAAUGGAAAAAAAAAAAAAAACACCCACUGCUGUCUUAUUUUAGUCGCUUAAGUUUACAUUUACAGUCCUGUUUAUUACUCGCCGAAUGAAGUAACUUUGACACAUCAAUUGAGAUGUUACAUCUCAACUGCUGCUGGUGACAUUUUCAAGUAUCUGCAUUGUCCAAUAAGUUUGUUUCAUAAAACUGCUAAAAUACUCCUGUUCAAAUCACCUUUAUGCCAAAAUUUGCUGUUCAAGUAAACUUUUCUUGUCUUGCUUGGCUAACAGGCUGCAAUUUGGCAAACAGACUGUUCUGACCAUUUGCAGCAAUGCCUAUGAAGUUAUGAAGUUACAACACAUCUUGAGUUUCAGUUACGUUACUCUACAAAUUUAAUUUUUUUUCUAUUCACCACUUCGUGCACAGUUUAAAUUAGGUGGUUUACGAUCAUGGUUCUGCACAAUAUUCGUCUACGGUGUUUGAUGUGACAAAGACAGAGAGAAUGAAAAAAGAACUUACAUAGAUUCUAGAACAGACACAGAGGGAUUCUAGAACCGAAAUCUCAACAGCUGCCAGUGACAUUUUCAAGUAUCUGCAUCGUCCAGUAAGUUUGUUUCAUAAAAAUGGUCAAUUUUACAGCUCCAGUUUCAGUACAUCAGAAAAAUUAAUAAAAUACUAGUAAUUACGGGGAACCUGUUCAAAUUGCCUUUAUGCCGAAAUUUGCUUUUCAAGUACACUGUCCUUAUCUUGCUCAGAUAACAGGCUGCGAUUUGGCGAACAGACUGUUUUGAUCAUUUGUGGCAAUGCUUAUGAGGUUACGACACAUCUUGAUUUUGAGUUACGUUAUUCUGCCUUUUUUUUUCUCCAUUCGCCACUUCAUACACGGUUCAAAAAAGACUGUCUACGAUCACGAUUCCGCACAAUAUUCGCCUACGGUGUUUGACGUGAAAAAGAGAGAAAAAAAACAGAACUUAUAUAGAUUCUAGAACAGACAUAGUUAGAUUUUAGAAUGGACUCGGCGAGAUUCUAGAAUGGAUACAGUGAGAUUCUAGAACGAACAUAGUUACAUUUUAGAACAGGCACGGUACGAUUCUAGAAUGGACACAGUGAGAUUCAAGAACAGACAGUGAGAUUCUACAACGGACAUAGUUACAUUUUAGAAUGGACACAGUUAGGUUCUAGAAUGACAUGGUGAGAUUCUAGAAUGACACGGUGAGACAGAAGAUCAAGAGCUGGAAUUAUCACAUGAUCUGAUGACUUCACAAUGCGAUCCAACUCGGAGCCCAGGCCGAAAAGCCCGGGACUCUGUUUUUGUGGCUUUCUCUUUUCAUAAUAUGUCAAAUGGUCACAAGGUCAGGCUGGGGAGCGAAAAUAUGUCUGGUGCAGUUUUCAGUGCAGCGCUCGACUCCUCAGAAUAACUAUUAGUGGUUGCACCGCGGUGGUGAGCAUGUGUUUCUGUGGUGGGCGUGAGUUGUAUAAUCUGAACGAGUGUAAAACACCACAGAGGAGGGAGAGAGAGGGGAGUUUUUCACUACGGAGCUGAGAGUUUCUGACCGAUCUGACAAAAAAAAAAGGCAUUCCUGAUUUUUUUUUUUUAUAAAAUAUGUCACCGCUGAAUGAAGAGGAGGAAGAAGAGGAGGAGGAGGAUGGAAGGUAAGCCAGAGGUUGACAUGAACGAGAGGAAGGCCACCCCUGAGAGGGGGGAAUGAGCGAGACGUCUCACGGUCUCUUCAUCAUCCCUCAAUCAUCAUCAUCCAUCAUCCUGCCCUCCCCCCCGUGCUCCCACUUUUCCAUCAUUCCUCCGUCAGCCCUCCAUUCCUCACAGGGAACUCCUCCGUGAUUCACUGAGAGUCACAAACCAUGCUCAAGUGUAGCACCACAGCUUUGGGACACGAGACGCAUCAGAUUUACUCCCUUUAGUUAAUCUAGCUGAGAAUUUAUGUCGAGUUCAGGUGAAAAACCUGCACAUGAGCCACAUGCAUUCAAAGACAUCCAGUUCACCACUUUCGAAAAGUUGUGCAAUGAUUUGAAACGUGGGCGCCAUCGACAGGGUUUUUGCUAAAGGUGGGAAUACAUUCAGAAAAUACAGGCACAGUUUGGAAGUCGGUCUCAGAUUUGUCAAAUGUGGGCACACCUACAAAAUGAGCUAAUGCGCUUCAGUCUGGACACUGGUUCUCUAAAAAUGUGGACGCGGGUCAUGAUCAGUUCCCUGGUUUUUGAAAGUCUGAGCACGCUGAUUUGUAGUCUGUGGUUGCGGUUUCAUAAAAAUGAGGGCACGGAUGUAGAGACACGCCUGCUUUCCUUCAAGAACGAGGAAUGAACCUUUUCUACAGUGAUGGUACGCGUUCAGCUUGAGUCUGAAAAAUGUGGCGUUGGAGCCCAUUUGUUGUCAAAGCCUGAUUGAUGUCUGUCAAAAAAAAAGAGUUGAUUAGAUAUAGAAAUCUGUGACCCGGUGGGGUUGACCUCCUAUCUCGUUGAGGAUGGCGUGGGGGCCUCUGGACGAAGCUGGCGGUACAGUCCGAACCUCUGCUGGGGGGGUUUUAAACAGUACAAGUCUUUGUGAGGAGAAUUGUUUUUAAAAGCAGAGAGGCAGGAGAGGCGGGGGGUGCGGUCGCAAAGAUUAAAAGCGGACAUUUGUUUUGUGUAUGUCGAGCUCUGCCAAGACGCUGCAAUUUUCUAUGAAUCUAAAACAGCUUUCCUGGCGCGGACCCCACAGGCUGCCCACUGCCAGGAAAACACUUUUUUUUUUCCCUCUUCUACCUGUUUAUGUGCAGGUAAAGUAGCUUUCAGGGGGCAGGGGGACAUAAGAGUUAAGUUUCCAGCCAACAAGGUGGGCGUUCGAGGAGGUGGGAGGGGCGACGACAGGUAGUGUUUCCCCCCGCUGACACUCCUCCUUUUGUUCCAGUGUUUAAAAAGCAGCCUGGACUUUGUGUUCCUGAAUCCUCUCCAACCAGAGGAGCUCAUAAACUGGAAGGAGCUCGACUAAUUUUCAGACAAACUGGGGGAAAAGUACUCCCAUGAUUCUCCUUGGCACCAAUCACUCACCAUCAAAAUGCAGGUUUUUUUUAUACGCCGCGGACGACGACGACGAUGAUGAUGAUGAUGAUGAUAGGUUGGAAAGGAACAAUGGAUCCUGUUUAUAAUCCCUAAUGAGUGAAAGGAGCAGUAGGAAGGUUUCUUGCAUCAGCGCAUGUUGGCAGCCCGCAGGUUUAACAAAUAAUGUGUUCAUUGUGUGUGUUUCAUGUUCAUACAGUGACCUUUACAGUGGAGCUGCUAUUUCUGGGCAAAAAUCAAGGACGCAUCAAUAGACCGCAGUCGCCAGGACUGAAUGUUUGAGAUAAUAGAGUAAAUUGAAAACACAGUUUGGCGAAACUUCGCCGGUUCACUUACUGUGGAGUCGGAGCAGAAACUGUAGGGAAGUCCUGAUAAAUAUCUGUAUCCGCACUUUACGUUUAGGGUUUCCCCCCAAAGGAGAGGAGUUGUCACUCUUAAAGGGUUUUUGUUUUUAAGAUGUUUGAGCAGCACUACCCGUCUGAGACCCCUGGAGACCCGCUGUUAUGUUAGCUAAACAUUUUAGAAGUGCACGGUGGGCUAACCCUCAUGCUGCUCUUUGUGCUCAGUAAGAGAGGUCAGGUUUAGAUUGGACUCUGAUUAAAGUUGUCCCAAAACAAAUCCAGGUUCAGGUUUUUUUAGAGAGCAAAGGUGGUGAGGGACUCGACCCCAAUAUUUUUACUCAUUUUAGAGCAGAAGUAGGAAUCGUAGGUGACUCACAAACGUUACCUUAUACAUGGACCCCGAUAAGAGCAAUUUUUAUGAUGCAGAAAUUAUACGAUAAGAAAUAAAUAGACGAUCAAGACGCAGUUUCCAACUCAAAACAUAUACAUUAUAGUGACUUCUGUACUGUGUCUUUAAUGCUCUUAUUUCUGAUUUCAUUCUUGACGAGUGGGUGAAAAGUUAAGCAGCUGAAGAUGGGAGGCGUUGGAGCCUAAGAACGGAGCUGGAAAAGACAAAACAAUUCAUAUAUACUUCAAUUAUUAAUUUAAACCUCGGCGUUUUGUUGCACAGUUUACUCGCCACAUUUCAAAAGUUAUUAAACCUCCUAAAGCAGGCUUAUAAAUCCGGGAAAUGUUAAUAUUUGUAUGUUUGCUGAUUUGUUGUUAUCUAAGGAAGCAGAUUCCUCCUUGACCAUAAAAAGGUUAAUUAUCACUUGAUUUCAAUCUGAUCUAAUGAAAUAUUUUCCAGACAAUCAUACUGAAGUAAGCUGGCGUAAAUGUGAGUAACAUCCAUCAUGUUUCUUGUUUGUAAACAGGCUACAAACCCAGAACUUUACAGCAGACUAGGAUUUAAAAAACAUGUUCGAUCCCCCAUAAAUCCUCAAACAUGUGAAAUGGCGAUACCACACGCUUGUGUCAACAUUUUCCCACAGAUGAUUUCCACACCGAUAUUUUUCUGUGGUCCUGACUCAGAGAUAAGAGCCUGUGAGAGUGUGCUGCGCCGGUUUUCUCUCGUAGAUCUGGUUUUAAUGGAGGAGGCGACAGCUGGAACACAUUUCUGAUAUUUCAACACGUGUCAGUCAGAGCAGGAGGGGAACGGCGCUGCUGCCCGCAGUGUUUGUCUGACUUACUGGUGUUUGCUCUUUAGGACCGGCUGUGAGGAGGUUAACUCAGGAAACUCAUGCGCUUUACAUCAAUUCAAUCAAUACAAUAUAAGUGUUCUCUGUUUCAAUGGUCGAUUGUAUUUUCUUUUAUUGAAAACAAGACUUUCUGCAGCCUUGACAUUUAAGCGUGAAGUGCAAACUCAAGUCUCUGUUUGAUUCAGCCAGUCAGAGUCACUUAAGUCCAAAGUUUUACAUCUUAAGUCAUUUAUUGGAAAAGAAAGUGCUACAGAGAAUUCAUACAUUAUUUAUAUAAGCAAGUGAUUGUUGUAGAAAUGACAUGACAGUGAAAAAACUUUAAAGUUCAGAGAAAGUUAACCAAAUUUUUCAAAUUUUGCACAAAAUUAAAUCGACAUUUAUUGAGUGAGACACCGAGGACGAAAGCCCACAUUUAUGUCGACAAACAUUACAUAUAGGGAUUGUAUUUAUGCUGUAGUUUGCUAGCUAAUGGCUUAUCUGUAAAUGGGGUUUUGAACUUUGCAUUUGUUUGCCUCCCAGUCAUCUUUGUUUUACUUCCUGUUAGAGACUGGCAAAUCACUGCUUGUUGAGAAUAUUGACUUCAUUGGCCAGCCUGAUACCUGUAAUGGGGCGAUCACACCAAGCAUGAGUAAAAUCAUCUACUCGCUUAAUUCGCGCGAAUCUAGACGCCUGAAUGAAUAGUAUUUACUCGCCUCCAUUCGCGCGUCAACGGUAAUUUUAACGGUAAUCCCUGCCAAUUCAACUGGUGGGAUCAAGUGAUAGACAAAGUUUUUUACAACUGACCAGGUAAUCCGACCUCCUCACUUACUUGCCUCCAGGUGAGCUCCUAUUUAUUCCAGUUCCGGUAAUUGAAAGAAAAGGUGUUUAAUAAUUCGGGGCACCCAGACACCGACACGAUUAGCUUGUCCUCCAUUUUAGAUACCAGUGAACAACCGUCCGUUUUCAUGCGUCACCCGGCGCGAAUAUCUGCUCAAGUUGAGACAUUUCCAGUUCACCCUCAAUUCGCGUCAUUCGCGCCGCCGGAGUAGAAGGAGAGUCAAAUCGCGUCUUUGCAUUGACUUAACAUGUAAUUCAUUGGCGAGAAUGAUUUUACCUGCGCUUGGUGUGUGGAGACAGUAAGACAAGAUUAUGUUUGAUUUCAUGGCCACGCUAAGGAAAAGACCACCUUAGAUCAGUCCUGGUCUUGAAAAGGCAUGUCAUAUAAGUCAAAAUCAAAAAUACAUACGCUACAAGAAUAUUUCGUGUUCUACCCUUGUUCGAUCUCGUGGAGUUCGCAGACGACUGAACCAGAUUAUUGUGAAGUGGUGCAGCUAGUUGCCAGUAAGUAUUUAAAGGAGACCGCACCUUCUUCCAGUUGUAUUAUUCGCUCUUAGUUAUUUAUUCAAUUUAAGAGACGUUAAGACGUUAAAAUGAGAAAGAAUAUGUGACACACAUCACGUCUAGAUCUGAAUCUCAGUUAUGAAAAGGUUGGAGGAAAAUGAUUCAAUAAGGAUAGUAAUGAUAAAUGUAAGUUCAGCUGUACUGAGUUCUUUUUAUAGCUCGAGGUGAAUAAAUCCAGCCCAGCGAUGGGGUUACAUAAGAGCAGAGAGGGCUGCGACAGUGUUGGUGGUCUGAGACUUCUGAGUGCGAAGCUGUUUGAUCCACAAACGUAGAGACGGUUUCCACCCACAGUCACACGAAACCAAAGAUUAAAUCAGAUUAAAUCAGAUCCUGUAAUCGACUGUAAUGAUCUGCUGCUGAAGACGGAAAUAUGUGUUAAAGGACAGAGUGUGGAGUUAAAGAUGAUUACAGUUAAUCACCAUAAGAGGACAGACUGAGAGCGGCGUGUCUGCCGAUGAAGACGAGGCUGGCGUGUAAAUGUUUAUCACAGCACAUUAUCUGAUGGUGGAAACGUAUUAACGGUAAUCUGGAAUAAUUAAUUUGAGUGUUCAGAGGAGGCUGCUCUUUAGACGGUCGUUAUUUGAAGACAGAACAUGCAGACGGAUAUUUCCACGCAGUUCGUCCUGACAUCCCUGAGUUCAGCCUGCUGGAUUUCAUCGCCUUCGUUCAGACUCAUGUUUCUGUCCGGCGGCUCAGAGUUACACCUGUGAAAUGCCACCUGACUGUUCAGCAGACUAAAGGCCAGUGAUGGCCUCGAGUCAGAGCUGUGACUUCAACUCAGGCCGGCUGUCACGGUGCAUCACAUGACAAAAACACAACAUACCUCCCAGACUCGGGGCGCUGAGGGAGUCGAGUUAAAAUCCAAAUCCAAGUCUGACAUGACGAUCCUCCUGAAACAGAGCCGCUAGUGUGUAUGUUUGAGGGUACGGUAUCGGACAUCUAUAUGUAAAUCAAUCUAGAGUUUCUGUUCUGUUUCUACUUUCUAAGUAUAAACCAGUUUUCUCAGCUAUUAAAACGUCAUUUUAACAAAAAAAGAUUAAACAUUUGUGGCACUAAAUGACCCCCAUACUGUUGAGUAUGAGAACAAACUGAAUACAUGAAAAACAACAACGUAUAAGAGUCACAUUAAGGUUGUAAUUUUAUAAGAAUAGAGUUGGUAUUUGAAAAGAUUAAUCAAUCAAUCAAUCAAUCACAAAGUGCUUCACAUAGCAGAGGAAUAAAAGAAACAAAGAAUAACCUAAUCCACCCCAACACAACCCCUCAUUCCCAUCCCACGAUCGAAGCUCAAUAAAAACAUGUAUUAAAAUGCAUGAACUUGAAAAGAGCUCAGAGUCAUAGAAACAGGAAUGUGUGACCUGAGGAAACGCUGUUUUAAAAUUCAAGAAACACAAGAGGUUAAGCUUAAAAUCUAAAAACAAAGUAACAUGGAAUGAAAUUUAAGAAAUAAUAAAUAAAAUGAAAUAAAAUCAGCAGUAAAAGAUACUAAAAUAAGAGCACCAAAAUAGCUCAAUAAAAGACGAUCCUGUCAUUAAAACUAGAAGAGAUAAAUGCUAAAACACUUAAAGUUAAUGAUAUAAGAUUUAGUUAAAAGCAAGACUAAAAAGGUUCGUUUUGAGUUUGCUUUUAAAAUCAUUAAUAUUAAGAUUAAAGUUGUUUGAAGAGGAUGUGACACCAGAAAAGCAGAGUCAAAGUUAUUUUAGUAAAGUUUAAACAUCAGAUGCACCAUUUUACUCGUUUUAGGGGAUGACAAAUUAUAUAAUAAAACAACUUUUUAUGUCAAAACAUGAGAAGUUUCUCUUCGACUUGAUGCCCUUUAUCUCGUUAUAUCACAUCUUUGAAUUCAUGACAUAACUUAAUCUUUAAAAUUACUUAAUUCUUGUAACGUAACAGCUUUAAACUCCUACUGCCUUUAUUCAUCGUAACCCACUGAUGCAAUUCUUGUGAAAUAAUGACUUCAUUUUCGUAGCGUUACAACAUCAUUGUCAUCAUAUCUCAACUUUUUUCAGAUUUUAUACUUCUGUGGACGACUUUUCGUUGUCCUUUUUUCCCUUGUCUUUAGUUGUCUAGUUUUACAAACAUCAAAUUGAAUCAAAGCAGCUUUAAAAUCAGAUUAAACACUCAUAACUCCAUUUAGAUUCAAAAAGCAGAUCAGUCAUUAUCUUCUUUUAUUCUUCUUGUCAUCAUGUUUCAAGGUCUUAAAUAAUAAUCCAGAGUUUUGUCACCAGGAUAAAAUAACUUCUGUUUUUUGGGGGGUGUUUUGUGACCCCGUCAGCUCCUGUAGAGGUCUCAGGUUGUCUCUCUCUCUGUGCGUCUCGAGUGCCACCUUCCUGCCGUUCCUCCUCCUCCUCCUCCUCUUCCUCCCUUUUUUUUCCUUUAUCUGACUCCUGCUCCUCCCGUGGGCAGAGACAGGGUGAGGAGGCCCUCCUCUUUGUUCAUAAGUCCUCCCCUCUCCUCUCCUCUGACCUGCUCAGACACUCGGGCAGCAUGCAGCACUCGCUCCCAUCAGACCGACCUGCAGCAGCUGCCCUGACAUCACUCUCACCUCUCGCCGCGGGACACCUGGACGUCUGCUGGACUCACAGCUGGACUUCUUCUUCUUCUGCUCUUUAAGAGGAACAUAAAUACAGCUUGAAGAGGGUCGGGCUCCUGGAUGUGUUUGGGCUCGUGGGGAUUUUUUUCCCUCUCUCUCUCCUGAAGGUGUCAUCACCUGGAUUUUGUCUCCUGAGAGGUGUUUUAUUUGUGGUUUAAAGUCAGACUGGAAAGUUUGAGACGGGACUUCAGUGAAUUAUUUUUUUUAUCGUUUUCCGUGUGGGACAGACGCUGCUGUGGGAGAGUGAGUUUCCCACUAACUUCCACUUUUUCUUCUUCUUCUGCCUUCUGUUUUGUUGAGUUUGAGCUUUGUUGUGGUUUAAUUAUCAGGGAAACAUGCAGGGCUGGUUUCUGCAGAGACUUGUCUGCAGGUCUAAUGGUCUGUUUCCUCUCAAGUGGAGGUGAAGCUGUGGGGAAAAGAUGCAUUUUCAUCUGAUGAGUGUGAUUUGUGCUUGUUUUCAGGAAGAUGUUCUGCUCCAGGAGGGUCCUGCAGCAGUGGUGCUUCGCUCUGUUCCUGCUCUGCUCUCCUGUGCCACACUUUGGACGGCCUAUUGAUGCCCUCAGCAGCAGGAUGUAAGUCUCACUUUUUCACCUUUUACCUCUUUUAUUCACCCUCUUUAUCAGGCGGAAAAGUGGACCUGACUCCAGUUGAUAUUCCUUCAUUUAUUUUCGUGUAUUUUCAUGUCGUUCCACCUCCCCCCCCGCCCUGCGAGGUGGGCGAGCAGAGGCUGGAAAAUGUGCUCAUUUGUGGAUCGUGCCGGCAGAUGUUUGGUUAGCGCUCGCCCACCUGUGUGUUUACCUAAAGCAGAAAGCGUCUCGCUGUGAUAAACUCGCUCCAUCAGACGCGUUCAGGGGCCUGUCAGACUUUCUAACGCCGUCCGUCUUUGUGUUUAGACUCUGCAGGGAGAUGAAUAAUGCUGAUGUUCGCCUCGGCUCGGCACCAAACCAAACCUGCUGCUCCUGCCGAGGCGUCCCAUGCCAAAGAGAGUCAAUGUUCCUCUCAGAGAGAAAGUUAAACACACUCAGAGCUUUUGGAGAGGCGCUGGAUGUGAUCAGCUUUUAAUGACUCAGUGGGAAGAUGCUCUCAGCGAGAUUUUCCCUCUGAACUCGCUGACUGAAUCGAGUCUCCGGGGAGCGAGAUCACAUCUGAAAUGAAUUUUAGAGGCUCCAGUUUAAAGUUUAGAGUCUGAGUUAAAGUCAGCGGUAGUUUCUCGUCUCCGUGAGGUCUGAUGACCGAGAAACGGAGCGACAGCCGGGGUGUGAUACGACGAUUGAAAACAGGAGCGCGGUGAAAAGCUUUAGAGAGGAAGCUGGUGACCUCUGACCUUUUCUUCUACUCUGCUAGAUUUGAAGUUUUUGGGAAUCAGAUUGAGCUGAAAUUCUGCAGAAAAGAGAGACGAGCUGAGACUAAAAAAGCUCCAAAAUAAAUCAUUUAACGGUCUAAAUUAUUAUUAUUUUUGAUUAUUUAAAAAAAAAGGAUUUAAAUGAUUGUCAAUCGAGAAAAACUCUAAGAAAUUGACUCGAUUUUGCAAGAAACUCGUAAAUCUUGUGUCUUAAACUCAAAAAGUCCUGAUGUGACUCUGAGUCCUGUCGGGUUUUUGCAGCGGUGUUUGCUUCAUUUCUCGCUCUCUCUCUCUCGCUCCUGAGAGUCGCAGUUAUCACAGCUCGCUCAGGUCUGUGUUUAUUUUUCCUCUUGGAGGUUUAUUUAAAGUAUUUUUCGGUUCCUCGUGGUUUUGAAAUGUUGCAUAAAUCUCCCUGACUCAGAAUCAGACGAGAGAAACGACUGAGAAAAAGUUUUUCUUGAUUCUGUUUGAGUUGGUGUCGAUGUGACCCUGACAGACAGAUAUUAAAGAUGAACUCGCUCUUAGAGGAGGCCGAGUUUGGAUUUCUGGAGUUUUGGGGGUCGCUGUGGGAGGUGAGGAAACGCUCCUCUUACUUCAUCCACCUCCUGCAGAGAGAGGCAAUUAACAUCAGGUAACACUGGAGCUCCUCAGGAUGUUCCAGGUCCUGCUCCUCCUCUUCGUCCUCUUCGGCCUGUUUGAUGUGAGCGUUAUUAAAGGUAAAACAGAGCUGGAUCACUUUUCAAAGAGCUGGGAGUGUGUGUUUUUUCUCUUCAGGCUGAGAUUUGCAGGAAAUAUCUGUAUGCGUAUAAACAGGAGCUGCUCUCUGAGGCCACGUUUUGUGCAGCAGGUUUUUAUUAUUCAGCAGGAACACGUCUGCUGUGGCUGCAUCGACUCUUUCUCUUCUGCAUCUGUUUUGGAGCUGUAUGUCCUGCAGAUUAUGACUGAGGAGGAGUGCAUGAUGGGAAACCCUGACAGCUGUGGCGGUGCUGUAAUCAGCCGCCGGUCUCUCCCAUUGAAGGCGUUGUGUUUGUGUGCUCAGACACCUGAAAGUGUUUGUGCGGCGGUGCAGCUCGGCGGUUCCCAGGCUUGGCUCUGCCGCUCUGUUUGUGUAAGAGUUAAGACUCUGAGUAAGGAGACACCGCGGCAAAGCAAAGCUGCGAUCCUUCUGCUGCUCUGACUCUACCUGCAAAGACAACAGCCCGUCCAUCUGGACAGAAUCAGAGCCGAUAGAGACGCAGCUCCUCUUCCUCUUCUUCUUCUGCUGUUUGAUCAAACUUUAUCGAUUUGUUUUGAACUCGGCGCUUGUUUUCACUCUGAAGUCAUGACCUCUCAGAGAUGAAACAAAUGUCAGGCAGGUUUGCUUUGGAGGUUCAGCCAAGUGCUGAGAGUCCACUCUGUGUUUCUGAGCAGACAGCGCCCCCAUGUGGCGUGCUUGUGUCAUAAGCCUGAGUUUGCAGGAUGAAUCCAUGCAUGUGACACUUGGAGAAGAAGCAAAUUGAUGUGAGGAAACCAGGUUUGGUCCAGAUUGUUUGGACACCACAGGUUAAGAGUCUGAUUCCUGCAGAGAUGGUUGAGAAGUUUUUAUACAAAAGUGAAAAAAUUUCACCUUAAACAAGUUUAAAUAUGAAAUCUAAGUCUGCAGGAUAACUUCAGGGACGGUUUGUCGCUUAUAGGAGCUAAAAUAAUCCAAGUUUUGUGCAAAAUUUUGAGUAUUUACUCAUAUUUUUGUGCACACUAUAUAUGCACGUGUUAUCUCUUAAUAAUUUGCAUCCUUGCGUGUGUUUUGUUGUGAUUUGUGUUGAUAUUUGUGUGUUUUAGAGAGGAGAAAUUGUAAUCAAAAAACUAGAAUCAAGUUCAAACCUUGCAGUGACCACAUUCGAUAGCCCUGAGCUGGUCAAACUUUUCUAGAAACCCGUUUAAUGAGGGGUACACUGAGCACACAUCUCAGUCUCUGCAGUCCAGUUAAUCAUUCAAGAGUUUUGCUCAAUGUUCAUCUGAUUACUCAGAGAUUUCCUUUCGAGUUUCAGGUUCAGGUGACUUUAUUUGCACCUGUGGAUGGAUUCACUUUCACCAAACUCGUGACAUCUAGUCUGACAUUAAAUAGAAUAAAAAUAAAAAGCUUUAAAUACACAAAGAGUACACCAGCUAAAAAAUCUACCUGGACUGAAUCGACAUAAACAUGCAGUGAUCAGAUAUUUGAAAUCUUUCACUGUUUUUUGCUGCAAAUAUUCAGUCAAAAUUUAGUGAUGUGAGUUUGGUGCAGGUUUUCUGAGCAGAUAACUUUACCCUGUUGCAUCAUUGAGUGUCGGUUUUAUAAUCCUGAGGUUGUGAGUUUGAGUCCUACACAGAACUUCAGAUGUUUCCCUAGAAAUUUGCCUCAAUCAUCUUGUUUACAUGCAAAAUAUUCCUGUUUUCAUUGGAAUAACGGCAGUAAUCUGACUGAGCCAUGUAAACAUCUUAUCCUGACUGCAACAUCUUGAUGAAAAUCAUAUUCUGAUGACUGAAAGAGUCGAGUGAGACACUCAGUUUAGCAUUAAAAGUGGUAUGUUGUGGACACAGCAGGGGAACUAUAUGUUGCUUGUUUAUUUGCAGAUUAACAUUCAGAUUAGAGUAUUUCUAGUCUGUGCACUGUGAUCAAAUUAAGUAUCAUUUUACCUGCAAAAGAGGAAAAAAGAGUCAUUCAUAUGACGUCUUAAAAGUGUAUCAUUAUGAUUGAGUUUGGUGUAAAAGUUCAGCCAGCUGUUGAGGGUUUCCUCUAUUCCCUCUGUGCGGACAGCGCCCUCUUGUGGUGCCUUUGAGUGAGAGCAUGAUCAGGAUGUGAGAGUCCUGUUUGUUAAAGCAGAGGUUAAGAGUUUGACUCUUGAAGAUGUUGGAGAUGCUGAUUGAGUUUCUCAUCUUUAAACACGAAAAUGCGAACUUUGAGUGACCAGAUAAAAGUUUGGUGGAUUUUUUUGAGUAAUAAAGGCCGAAAAAGAGAAUUAAAACAUGUUUCAGAUAUUGCAUCUUAAUUAUAAGAAUGAUUUAGGUGAUGUCUGGUAAAGAUGUCACAGUGUUAGUGUGACUUUGAAAAAAACUCCAUUUCCACUCUGGUCUGAAUGUCCUCACAGAUCCUGAGGACUGUGUGAGUGACAGGGAGCAGCUGUUGUCAUGAUUAAAGGUGUGGCUCACUCAGGUGUGUGUCACAGGGCUCCAUAGCUCAGGGGUUAGAGCACUGGUCUUGUAAACCAGGGGUCGCGAGUUCAAAUCUCGCUGGGGCCUUGAACUCUUUUCUGUAAGGUAUACAGGAAGGUCAAAGGUCAUGGUUUCCCGAGCCACCACCCUGUGAAACCCUGAACCCUGAUCGGAUCCUGGCCUCCAAAGAAACCUGAAAUACUUGAUCUGGACAUACAGGUGUGAUAUUAAUAACCUGCCGAUGAAUAAACCAGCCGCUGUGGCGUGAGUUCAUCUGCUCUUUUUAGACACAUUGAUUUAAAUUUUAUGAUUUAUUAAGAGCUGAGCGUGCAGAGAUUUCAAACACAGAGUAUUUCUCUGUCUCAGGAGGCUGAAGAGUUAUUUUACUCUGAAUUUUCUGUUUUUUCUGGGUGAAUUCAUGAGACUUGAUGCUGCUGAUUUUCGCAGAAAUUAAAUAAAAGCCGCGUUUCAGCAGCGGGGUGCCCUGCAGAAUCACGAUGAGUCAAAAUGAUCAAUAUUUAUUCCCGCAGCCCAGAAACCACCUGAUAGGAUUUCCAUAAUGUCAGAAAUCGGUGCAGCCAGAGUUCAGCCCAAACUGUUUCUGAUUUUCUAAGUCUGGAGCGUUUCGAGCUGCAGAGUUUCAUCCCUCGGGCUCUGAGCGCCAUGAAUCUGUCAGUUAGCGUUCAUGUUAAUGAAAAGUGAAAAGCCAAAGAUUUCAUGCCAUGAUCGUAUCAAUGAUUAAUCGAAAGGAAAACUGGCAGACUGAUGAGGACCUCCUGGAGCAGGGUGGAGGUCUCUGGUAUCAGUUUUAACACCCUGGAAAUCACUCAGCUCCUGCGGUUUGAUGAAUCAUGACGAGUCGCUGCACUGAUGCAACACAGAGUUAUUGGAAAACUGCUGAUGUAUCCCAGAUUGAAUUUAACGUGUUGCCCUCUGCUGGUCAACAGAGUGAUAUAAUCCUUUAAAAGUUAAGGAAGAGUAGAAUUUAAAGGUGAGCCAUGAGUCCAAGUACAAACUUAGCAGUCAUUAUUCUUCAGUUCAACAGAAAUGUUCCUCUUUCCCUGAGCUGGUCUUGGAGGAUAUAUCCUCUAAGUUUCCUCCUUCCUGCAGUCUCUGGUGUUUCUAACAUCUCUUUGUCCAUCAUUAGUAAACACAAUGAUGGAGAGUUUGACGGUUUGAGUCAGAACCGCUCAGCUGAGUUCCCCAAGGUUUCAUUAAAGGUUUUGGAAAAUGUUUAAAUGCAGCUUAUAUCUCCUCAAAAUCUCUCGUUUAAAACAGAACAGAAUAAGAAAUGUACUUUUCUUCUCUCUCAUUUUAAUGAAAUCCUCUGUCUUAUUUCUUGCAGAAAGCGGACAGUGACUCAUGCUCAGCUGAUGCACGACAAAGGCCGGGCGCUGCAGGACUUUAAGCGGCGCAUGUGGCUGCAGGAGCUUCUGGACGAGGUCCACACAGCUGAGAUAAGAGACCUCGCGGUACGGACCACAGUGGGAGGAGGGAGCAGCAGCGGCGCUGGCGUCGGGCUGCCAGGGGCCGGCCUAGGAAUCCACCUGAGCACCACCGGCAGCACUCUGCACUCCAAACCUCCCGGAGGAACUAAAAACCUCCCAAUCAGCUUCAAGCUGGAGGAAGAGGAGGGCACCAACCUUCCACAGGAGACCAACAAGUCUCAGACGUACAAAGACGGCGUGCUGAAAACGCCCAAGAAGAAGAAGAAAGCGAGGUCUGGGAAGAGGAGGGAGGGCGAAAAGAGAAAGAGGAGGGCGCGCUCGCUCGGGUGGAGACAGGAGGAGGAACAGGGAAGUGGACUCCACCUGGAGUGGAGGUCUCUGCUCGGUCUGCAGAGGGCGCUGCUCUAAAACGCUGUCAGUCUCUGACACAGGUGAGCUCAAAGGUUCAAUUCAGAGUUCAAUUGAAAACCAUAAAAGUGGUGUUGGUGGGGUGCUCCUCCAUAAACCACACAGAUCAGUUCACAGAUCUAACCUGUUUCUUUUCUCUCUGUGUGUUUCAGAAACCUUCGGACAGUUGGGGUGGACUCCUAAAUACUCGCAUUACAGUUUUCUGUAAACGUGAUUGUUUGGAAAGAAAUUGGAAAAUAUUUAUUGUCUGUAAAUAUUCUAAAUAUAGCAGAAAUAGCAGAAUAUGAUUAAAAAAACUUAUUUGAUGCUCUGUGAGGCGACA
Molecule: messenger RNA, 16669 nt
Organism: Xyrichtys novacula (pearly razorfish)
Lineage: Eukaryota; Metazoa; Chordata; Actinopteri; Labriformes; Labridae
Source: the annotation of a GenBank genome assembly